Molecule: messenger RNA, 1140 nt
Organism: Magallana angulata
Lineage: Eukaryota; Metazoa; Mollusca; Bivalvia; Ostreida; Ostreidae
Product: 28S ribosomal protein S35, mitochondrial-like
Exons: 9
Coding region: 1-1119 (372 amino acids)
Biological process (GO): mitochondrial translation
Cellular component (GO): mitochondrial small ribosomal subunit
Molecular function (GO): structural constituent of ribosome
Source: RefSeq, a predicted model, not a curated record
AUGACAGCUGCGCCACUGAAUACACAACUCUCGUGUUUUCUCGCUAAAGUUUACGUCCAGCCCAAAAUGGCCUCCAGAAGGCUUGUGCAACUUUCAAACGAACAUUGGAUUGUUUUGAACAUAAAGCGAUCUACAGUUCACCAUUUGCAACGAUGUUGUGUUCACAGUAGAAUCAAAGAAGAUUUGGAAGAUGAAAACUUCAAGGUUUUGAACAUUCUUCGAGACAAAGAUGUAAAAAGAUUCAAAUGGGAAAAACCACCUGAUGUUAGGACUCUAUCCAGAGCAGAUUGCAUGAAAACAGAUAUGAACUGGACGAGUGUUUGGCCGACCAAGGCGCCAUUUCGCUGGGGGUCAGUGCCCCUCCCCAUCAGGCAGGGGUACCGAAAAAAAGAAUACAAACUAAGUGCUGGGAAAUAUGGCAACGCAGAAUUGGUGAAGAUUCCAAACUUCCUUCAUCUCACGCCUCCUCAUAUAAAGACACACUGUCAGGCAAUUAAAAAAUUCUGUACAGAGUUCCCCAGUGAAUUAAAAAAUCGAGAGAUCAGAAAAGCGAACUUCCCAUUGGAGGUUAUAACCUCAGACUAUGUGACCUGCGGGACGUCAUUAAGAGAUCCAAGGUCACGCGAGGUCACAGUUAAUGUAGAUCUCUCGGUGCUGAAGUUUGAUGAGCAUUCGGUCACAAAGAUCAAGAAAUUAGCGGGGGACAAGAUGGACGAAAAAGCAAUGACUCUGCAACUCAAAUCAGACAGGUGCCCAGUCCGGAAACAGAACUUUGAUUUUAAUGUUUACACAUUGACAGCUUUAUACUAUGAGUCACAGGAAAAAGAAGAUUGGGAGGAUGAGAUGGAGGAAUCUGAUUGGGUGAAAUAUCAGUGGGACAAGACACAGUCCAAGAAAAAGAUCUUAAAGCUGAAGCAGAAAAUUCUGCAGAUCAAUAGUGGGGAAAAGACAGACCUGGCCAGUUCAGUGAGCAAGAGUGAUCCAAAUGUUUCAGUGGUGGAUACUGAAGAUGAUAUUCAGUCGUACAAAUCUGCUUUCUCUAAUUUGAAGGAUGAGGGGGACAGCAGAGAGACUCUUAAUGCCUAUAAACAGUCUGUCCUAAAACUUUUAAAAUUGUGAUCAUUAAACUACUUAUACCAA